Messenger RNA from Sciurus carolinensis (gray squirrel), 498 nucleotides. It is a transcript of the gene Gml, whose product is annotated as glycosylphosphatidylinositol anchored molecule like. Bases 1 to 498 code for a protein of 165 amino acids. Lineage: Eukaryota; Metazoa; Chordata; Mammalia; Rodentia; Sciuridae. The record is from RefSeq and is a predicted model, not a curated record. The transcript has 3 exons.
AUGCCCUUGUUCCUGCUGCUCAUCGUGGGGCUCCCACUUGUGGAAUCCAAUGUGACCAGUGCGACCAAUGUGACCAAAGCUGUUCCAGCUCUGUGGACCUUCAAUGUGAACUGCCAUGAGUGUGUGGCCGAAAACACGUUUGAUUGUUCGCGAGUCAGGACGUGCCCGUACCAUGUCCGCCGCUGUAUGACUGUAGCCGCGCGUGUGAGCCCUCGUUUAUUAAUCGUUUACAAGAACUGUACUUGGAACUGCACGUUUGUAUAUGCUGCUGAACAGCCUCCUGAAACCCCAAGAAAAAGACCUCCCCGUAACCAAUUCUAUUUUGCUAAUUGUUGUAAUGGCAUGAAUUGCAACUCUGGAGGACCUACUAACAUAGAGAGGGACAUUUAUCUUCCAGAGGCACUUGAGGAGGAAAUAUUACCUGAAUCUGCAUAUUUGGGGGAACCAGAAUUUUUCCUGAUCUUUGCCUCCAUCAUCUUCAGUAAUAUAAUGACUUGA